AUGGAGUGGUAUUACAUGGUUGAGCUGAUCGUCGUGGCUACAUUCCUCGGCAUAACGGUUGUUGGAGGCAGUUUUGUAAUCGUGACUCAGAUCAGGAAACCCUACGUUGCAUCCUCCAAGGCGACGAUACCAUGUGUAUUUGUGUCGCUGUUCAUAGCUCUGUUAUCGUGGUGCUGGAAACUGGCAACUCGGUAUAGGUUCGCAAUAAACAUGGAAUAUAUGUCCUUCAUGGGGAUGUGCCAUGUUAACCUGAAGCACUGCUAUCACCCGGACACUUCCGUCCCGGAGGUGUCGGAGACAGUUGGGAUUGAGGAGAAUGGGACACAGAAUGGGACACAGAGUGGCAAUGAGACUAUCAUAUCGUCCCCUCUUCUUGAUGGAACGGUUAGCGAUUCAAAAGAUCUGGAAUGUGCUCGCCUGAUCAGCUACGCUGAGCUCAACGAUAUUUCGUUUGGGCUAACCGUUUACUUGCCUGUCAUUGUCACUUUGUGUAUCUUCGUAGGAUCUUACAACAAGUUCACCGAGCGUUGCGCUGAAUCCAUCGAGAACGGGAACCGAAGAAGAUCAACACUUUUCGGUAGGCAGACCAUCUCUGAAUCGAUUAUCUUUGGAAACAAAUCUGUUUGGCUUGGUGGCUCAAACGGUUUUGGUGAAUCCAGUAGGAAAAGGAAAAAGACUCAAAACGAAACAAUCGAAUUAAAAGAUUUUCGACCCAAAUCUGAGGCAUCGAUGAAAUUGAACUCCAUAAGGGGAGUUAAACGGAAAGUUUCCUGGACCUCCAAAGCUCUAGAUGGAAAUGGAACAGUCGCUGACGCCGUUAGAGAUGAAAAGGAGACCCUUGCUACUCCCAGAUCGGUCAAUCUGUUCCAAGAAGGUCCUUCCGUAUCGGCAAGUAUGCUGGUAGAGAACAUGCCUAAUCUCAGCAGAUUACCCUCACGAGUCAUCGAGCGGUCAUUCGAGGACAAUGAGGAGGUGGAGAAGAGCAGGUUAAAGAAACUCCGAAGCCCAUGA
Molecule: messenger RNA, 1011 nt
Organism: Bolinopsis microptera
Lineage: Eukaryota; Metazoa; Ctenophora; Tentaculata; Lobata; Bolinopsidae
Exons: 6
Coding region: 1-1011 (336 amino acids)
Source: RefSeq, a predicted model, not a curated record